Messenger RNA from Vicia faba (fava bean), 966 nucleotides. Lineage: Eukaryota; Viridiplantae; Streptophyta; Magnoliopsida; Fabales; Fabaceae. The record is from the annotation of a GenBank genome assembly.
AUGGAAAAAAAGAGUACAUUCGACUUGGUUUCAGACGAUUCCGAUCACCAAUUCCACCGCCACAACAUCGGAGGAAACUACUUCAGCGACACAAAGAGCGCCGUCUACAAACGCAUCAUGAAAGAGUGGAAAAUCCUCGAGAAAAACCUCCCCGAUUCGAUCCACGUAACAGCCUACGAACGCCGCAUCGACUUACUCCGCGCCGUCAUCAUCGGCGCCGCCGGUACACCUUACCACGACGGUCUCUUCUUCUUCGACAUCGCAUUCCCGGAAGAUUACCCUAACAAACCACCGAAGAUCCAUUACAUCUCAUUCGGGUACCGACUCAACCCGAAUCUGUACUCAAACGGUUACGUUUGUUUGAGUCUUUUGAACACAUGGACGGGUAAAAAGUUCGAGAGGUGGGACCCAGCUACUUCAACGCUGCUUCAGGUUUUAGUUUCUAUUCAAGCGCUUGUUCUUAACGAGAAGCCUCUAUAUAACGAACCUGCUUACCGUGUUUUGAGUCGUUCGCUUUUCGAGUCGAAGUCACGUGCUUAUAAUGGCGACGUUUUCGUUCUCACGUGCUACUCCGCUGUUUGCCUUAUUCGGAAACCGCCGAAGAAUUUUGAGGAAUUUGUUAAGGAGCAUUUUCGUGAGCGAGGGUGUGUGCUUCUCGCCGCGUGUAAGGAGUACGCGAACGGGCGCGUGAGGGUUGGGUAUUACGGUUACAACAGCAAUAACAACAAUACCGCAGUCAUUAAAGUUACCGAGUCUUUUCAGAAGCUGUUACGAAGGGCUUAUGGGUGUAUGUUUAAGGCGCUUUUAGAAUGUGGUGCUUCGUUGCAGGGUUUUGUUGCAGAGUUGGAAGUGGAUAAACAAGUGAAAGGAAAGAGAUCCAGCGCUGGGAAAGGAAUCAUCAAGAAAGCUAUGGGGAAGAUCAAACAAGCUUUGGGAUGGAAGAAGAAGAAGAACAACACUGAUUAA